This is a messenger RNA of Trichogramma pretiosum, 991 nucleotides long. RefSeq names its product ras-related protein Rab-24-like. The record is from RefSeq and is a predicted model, not a curated record. The coding region runs from base 120 to 722 and encodes 200 amino acids. NCBI's taxonomy places the organism in Eukaryota, Metazoa, Arthropoda, Insecta, Hymenoptera, Trichogrammatidae. The transcript is spliced from 4 exons. Gene Ontology annotation, molecular function: GTPase activity; GTP binding.
UCCUUGUUAGUAGUGGCACAACAGCCUGGCCUGAAACUACUUUCUGCGUGUAACAUGCCCUGCGUCAGAUGAUACAAAACAUUUCAAAGUUUUUUUUAAGAAGUUAACAAUUGUGAACAAUGAGUCGUGUAGAUAUAAAAAUUGUGUUACUCGGCCACGAAUAUGUUGGCAAAACUAGCCUAAUGCAGCGUUUUGUAAAUGAUCGAUUCAACGAAAGUCUUUCCUAUCAAAAUACUAUUGGUUCAGCGUUUGCUUCUAAAGAAAUGCAAUUGGACAAUAAAAAGCUUGUUUUAGGAGUUUGGGAUACAGCAGGUAGUGAGAGGUAUCAAGCUAUGGCAAAAAUAUAUUACAGAGGAGCUGCUGCUGCUAUUGUAUGUUUUGACCUUACAAAUCCAGAAUCAUUUGCUAGGGCCAAGUUUUGGAUGAGAGAAUUGAGAAGCAUUGAAGAAAAUUGUGUAGUAUAUUUAUGUGGAACAAAAAAAGACCUUAUUGAUGCAGAUCCCAAAUUAGCAAAUCCUCAAAUAGACAUUGUUAAUAGAUAUGCAGAUGGAGUCCAAUGUAAAUUUUUCCUAACUUCAAGUAAAUCAGGAGAAAAUGUUGCUGAAGUAUUUAAUGCUAUUGCUAAAGAUUAUCUGGCAUCAAAUCCAACUAAUUCUAAAUCAGUUGGAAAUUUUAUUACGCUUAAGGAAGAAAGCAAACAGUCUCGCUGCUGUUUUGUGUGAUAAUUUUUGAAUUUUAUUUUGUUUCAUAAAUUUUUCUAGACUGAAAAUUCACUGUGAAAAUAUGCUUUACUGACAUGAUACAUUUUGAGCGUCCACACUCAUGACCCAAAAAAAUGUAUCAUGAAUAUUAAGUGAUAAUACUCAUAAGUUUAUAUAAAAAAGUAUAAUACAAUUACUCUCAAAGAGCAUACAGUCAUAUAGACAUAUUACAAUUUUUGAGAAAGUUCCAUUAAAAUUAAAAAAGUAUCGUUUUAAAUUAUACUUUGAAA